AUACCAACGACAGAAUUGCAGGUUCAAGGACGCAAUUUGUCGGCGGUGUGAAAAGAAAGGACACAUAGCUCAGGCCUGCCGAGCCUCCCAACCUUCCCACCAAAAAUUCAAACCGGCCAAUCAACAGGGCGCCGGAUCCGCGAAGCGGCCAGGGAUUGGUCAGUUCAAAAAAGGCGCGAAGUUGAAUCAGACCACUGUGCGAGUGGGUCACGCAUCGACACGGCUAGAAAAGAAAAUAUUCACCAAGACAUACAUCGAAGGAGUGCAGUGUAAAAUGGAGGUGGAUCACGAUUACGAUUAUUAUCAUCAAUCACGAUUAUGUCUUUGGACACAAUCGAAAGGGACCUGCCAGACGUCGCGAAACGCCAGCUGCAACCCCAAAAGCUGAGAGUGCAAGACUACCAGGGGAACCGAAUCCCUGUUCGAGGAGUCACGUCCGUCAGAGUGAAAUAUGGACAAUUCAAGAAAACCCUGCCGAUCACCAUCGUAGAUGGAAACCUGCCCAGCUUGCUAGGUCUGGACUGGUUCCGAGCCUUGGGCAUGGGAAUAACCGGGGUUCACAGAAGCGGAGUCAACCUGAAGGACAAAUUGUUGAGAGAAUUCAACAAUUCUCUCCAAGACAGCCUGGGCAAGUACAUGGGGACCCCCUUUCAUUCAAUUUGGACCCCCAGGUGGCUCCCAUUAGAUUAAAAGGGCCGGAAUAGCUCAGGCUGUAAGGAGCCUGUUAUUAGAACACAAUAGCCUGCAAUUACUGCAGGUUCAAGCCCGGCCCAAGGUUGACUCAGCCUUCCAUCCUUUAUAAGGUAGGUAAAAUGAGGACCCAGAUUGUUGGGGGGGCAAUAAGUUGACUUUGUAAAUAUACAAAUAGAAUGAGACUAUUGCCUUAUACACUGUAAGCUGCCCUGAGUCUUCGGAGAAGGGCAGGAUAUAAAUGUAAAUAAAAAAAAAAAAAGCUAGGAGGGUCCCGUUCGCCCUCAAACCCAAGACUGAAAGGGAACUAGACAAAUUAGUAAGCCAGGGAAUACUAGUCCCCGUCGACCAUGCAAAAUGGGAGACACCAAUAGUGACCCCAGUCAAACCGGACGGAUCAGUCCGUAUUUGCGCUGACUAUAAGACAACGCUUAACAAAGCAUUGCGAAAGAGUGCUUACCCCGUUCCCGUAGUGCAACAUUUGUUGCACUCGUUAGGGCAGAGACAGGUCUUUGCCAAACUCGACCUGGCUCAAGCCUACCAACAAGUACCAGUUGAUAACGAAACAGCCGAAGCGCAGACGAUUGUCACACAUCGGGGCGCUUUUAAAUGCACUCGACUUCAGUUCGGAGUUAGUGUAGCCCCCGGGUUAUUCCAAAACCUAAUGGAACGACUCCUACAAGGUCUACCGGGAGUAGUUCCAUAUUUCGACGAUGUACUGAUAUCAGCAGAAAACAUGGAAGAAUUAGGGGUCAAAUUGCGGAAGGUUUUGGGCAUUUUCAGGUGUGCGGGGCUUAAGGUUAAACUCAGCAAAUGUCAGAUAGGAGUUGAAUCUGUAGAAUUUUUGGGUUACUGGAUAGAUAAGGAAGGCAUCCGCCCAACUGAGAGCAAAAUGCGAGCCAUUAGAAAGGCCCCAACCCCAAAAAACAAAACUGAAUUACAAGCAUUUUUGGGGCUUGUAAACUUCUAUGCGGUAUUUUUAAAACAUAAGGCAACGGUAGCCGAACCGCUACAUAAACUGCUAGUGAAAAAAUCUGUUUGGACUUGGGGCAGGGUUGAGGCUAAAGCAUUUGAAGGCGUUAAGAAUCUUCUGUCCAGUGAUAGCCUUUUAAUUCAGUACAAUGGGACAUUGCCACUAGUACUAGUUUGUGAUGCGUCACCCUACGGGGUAGGGGCUGUCCUCAGCCACAGGUUACCGAACGGGUCAGAAGCCCCUAUCGCAUAUUUUCCCGCACGAUGUCCGCAGCAGAAAGGAACUAUAGCCAACUAGACCGGGAAGCCCUUGCUAUAGUCUCUGGGGUUAAAAAAUUCCACGAGUAUCUGUUUGGGCGGCAAUUUGAAAUAGUCACAGACCACAGACCUUUAUUGGGACUCUUGGCGGGGGACCGUCCAACACCGGUUGCGUUAUCACCCAGAAUGACCCGUUGGACUAUUUUCCUGGCAGCAUAUUCAUACAAACUGUCUCACCAACCGGGCAAGAAUUUGGGAAAUGCGGACGCUUUAAGUAGAUGCCUGUUGCCAGAGACUAUUGAAGACCUGACCCCAGGGACGCCUGUCUUGUUAAUUGACUCUUUGGACUCUGGUCCAGUCACAUCUACGGAAGUGACUAGGGCAUCUUACAAAGACAUUAUUAUAAGAACUGUGAUCGGUUGGGUGCAGAGGGGAUGGCCCGCUGCACCGGGGGAUCAUUUCAAAGAGUUUACAAAAAAGCGUUCGGAACUGUCAGUACAAGGGGGUUGUCUGUUAUGGGGAGAGAGAGUGGUUAUUCCGGAAAAAUUACGAGGGCAUGUGUUGGAGCUAUUGCAUGUGGGCCACCCAGGGAUUGUGAGGAUGAAAAGCCUAGCGAGAAGUUAUGUGUGGUGGCCACAAAUGGAUAAAGACAUUAGCGAUCGGGUGGGGAAAUGCCAAGCAUGUCAAGAAUCAAGGCCACUACCCCCAACAGCCCCCAUAUGGGAAUGGGAGAAACCCCAGGGUCCUUGGUCCAGGAUCCACAUAGAUUUUGCCGGGCCGUUCCAUGGGCAGACCUUCUUAAUUGUGGUAGAUGCCUACUCAAAGUGGUUAGAAAUAUUACUCAUGAAAACCACAACAGCGGAAGCUGUAAUCACAGUUCUGAGGCAUCUAUUUGUGACACACGGGUUGCCCGACACCAUAGUGUCCGAUAACGGCCCACAAUUCACGGCCACCCAGUUUGAGGGGUACUUGGCAGGAGAGGGCAUCCGACAUGUCCUCUCGGCACCUUUCCACCCGGCAACGAACGGACUUGCAGAACGUUUCGUACGCAGUGCCAAGGAAGCACUAUCUAGAAUUAGCCCAGGAGAUUGGCAAUCCAAAAUUGAUACCUUCCUGGCAGUCCAACAUAGAACUCCCUGUGUGACCACCGGCCGCAGCCCAUCGGAGUUAUUAAUGGGAAGAAGACUCCGGUGCCCCCUAGAUCGGUUAAACCCUACAUACUCCCCUGAUGGGUACCAAAGCACGAAGGGAAAAACCAGAACAAUGGCAACAGGUGACCCGGUAUGGGCACAUAACUAUAGUGAGGGACCAGCGUGGCUAAGGGGAACAAUUGUAGGAGUGACGGGCCCAAAGUCAUACUUAGUGGACAUGGGGGAUGGCCGAGUGUGGAGACGCCACAUAGAUCAAGUACGAAAAAGAAUACAAGACGAUCCAGAAACCAAACAGCUAGAUCCUGACUACCAAACAUUUGAACCAACAGCUAACUCAACCCCGAGGCGAUCGGAGGACUUAGCUGUGUCUGAAGAAGUCCAGCGACGCCAACCGGCUCCUCCAGAGGACAGCAGGGACGACUCUGCCAAUAAUCCAGGGCCGGAGGGCCCAGAGGAGGAGCUGGGAGGAACAAACAGUCCCUCCGACCAGCUCGACUCACUCCCAGGGAAUGAAUUGCGCAGGCGCUCCAAGACAUCAUCUGGAUUUCAGAACAAAACUGAAUGAAGAAACUUCUGAAUUUCCUAGCUAGGGUGUUAAACCAAGAGAGGAAAUACAGGUAAGAAGAGAUAAAGGAGGUCUUUGCUUUCAGCUGCCCUAAAUGUUAGUGAACCUGAACACAGAAAAUAAUACAUUUGCCUUUUAUCUCAUCACAGAUAUCAAUGUCUAGAAUCAUUUUAACAUUAAUAUUUUAUUGGGUUCUACUAAUUUAGAUUAAAUAUUAAUAUAUAUUGCUAGUCCAUGUAUGAUAUUACCAUAUACUUAC
Ahaetulla prasina is the source of this 3895-nucleotide messenger RNA. RefSeq lists its product as uncharacterized. The coding region runs from base 1927 to 3636 and encodes 569 amino acids. Gene Ontology annotation, biological process: DNA integration. Gene Ontology annotation, molecular function: nucleic acid binding. The record is from RefSeq and is a predicted model, not a curated record. NCBI's taxonomy places the organism in Eukaryota, Metazoa, Chordata, Lepidosauria, Squamata, Colubridae. The transcript has 3 exons.